This is a messenger RNA of Fusarium sp. VM40, 543 nucleotides long. The record is from the annotation of a GenBank genome assembly. Lineage: Eukaryota; Fungi; Ascomycota; Sordariomycetes; Hypocreales; Nectriaceae.
AUGACCUCUGAAAAUAUCCUGAAGCUAAGCAACUGCGUGGUACGGGCUUACCACAGCGGAGACAUCGAAUCCCUUGCUAAAGCAGCAGACAAUCCACGAAUAGCACGAUGGAUGCAAAAUGGAUUCCCGCACCCAUAUACCGUCAAGGAUGCCGAGGAAUGGAUCCCCAUCGCCAACACCCCAUCGCCACUUCGGGACUUUGCUAUCUGCCAGCCUGAUGGUAACACAGUCAUCGGUGGAGUUGGACUCAAAGCCCGCGAGGACGUUCACCACCGCACCAUGGAGAUUGGCUAUUGGAUAGCCGAGGACUACUGGCAUCAGGGUAUCGCCACCGAAGUCAUCACCGCAUUCUCCAGCUGGGCUUUCGACAAUUUCACAAAUUUGGUGCGACUGGAAGCUGAGGUCUUUGAAGGAAACACGGCAAGCUGUCGUGUCCUUGAGAAAUGCGGCUUUGAAUUUGAGGGAAGGCAGAAAGCGGCUGUGGAAAAGCUGGGAGUCAUUCUUGACACCUACACAUAUGUCAAAUUGAGGCUCGAAAGGUAG